UAAAUAACAAUUAGUUUUGAAAAAUAAGAUAUAAUAAGUAUUUUAUGGUAAAUAAAAUGCCGCUCGUGUAUAACCUUGGGGAUUUCCAGCAAAAAUGGAAACCCACCUGUUGAUUGUGAGUUAUUAUUUACCUUCGGUAGCUGUGCCAAGAUGAAUUAUUAAGUACUACAUUGAAAUGUAUUAUCAUUUAAAGUCAUUACUUACAAUUAACGUAACACGAAUCGUUUUAGAAAUGUCCGAUGAGGAUCUGAAGGAAUUACUCGAGCAGACUUUGAGGACCAAUAGAAUGCUCGCCUUGGAGAACGAUGUCUUCGAAAGGUAUCUGACUCGUUACGAUCCUCAGUGCUUACAAACAAUGGCGCAGAUCUUGGAGUCAGCGAAACAAGCCCAGAUGGUUGCUUCUCAGCUUGCCCCGAUUUCCUCAGUUCUGAGCUUAACCGGAAGUGGGGUAGGCCCUGCGAUAUCUCGUGAUAAGAACGGGAAAGCUUCCCCGAGUAUCAGCAGCUUGCAGACUUUUGGAAGUCGACGUUUCACCGGAAUCCAGACGAUACCUACGCAGAAGGGUUUCAAAAUCACUCUGACUCAUCGGAUGGAAAUGGCCUCCCGGGAAAUCGAAGAAAUGAAGAGGAACCUGCUGAGCCUGGAAAAAGUAGCCGCGAAGAAGAGGGCCAACUUGGCCGCAGAGAUCGAAGAGGUCAAGCUCCGCAUCAUGGAGACCACGGAUGCAGCCCUGGAAUUAGACCAAGUAGUAAAAAAAGGGCUCGACCCCAUAAGUGGGAAAAUACCCGCGGAAAAAUUCAUCAGAUAUAUGGAAGACUGGCUGAAAACGGCGGACAGCAUCGUGGAGAAGCUGAGGCUGAAGAGCUCCACCUUGAAGAGUCAGAUUAAAAAGGCGAAGCAGCAGUUGCAACAGAGGGAAGAAACAGGGGAGACCUUGCGUGCCAUAGAUUUUGAGCAGCUGGCUAUAGAGAACCAGGAUUACGUGAGGAAAAUCGAGGAAAAGAAUCAUUACCUCCUGGAGAUGAAGAAGAUCAGCGGUACUUAUCACGCGAAGGUCAUCCUCGAUUUCCGGAAGCUUGUCCCCCAUUUAAUAGUCAUUUUCUCCGUAGGUCGUUACGGCUUGGAGCUCACCGAUCAGAAGCAAAAGCUCAAUGAUCAGAUGUCCACCUUGAAGACGAUCAAGAAGGACAUCGAGGCGAAGAAGCAGCAAAUUUCCAAGCUGGAAAACCAGCGGAUCAACACCGAGACCGAAGUGCAGAAAACCAGUCAGCAAGUGGCCUCCAUUCUUCAGCUGAUGGAUGAAUACACGGCCCCCGAGGUUCUAGACUUCGUGAAAAUUCAGGCCGAAUUGCGAGAGAUGCAGAAAACGUACAAGCGGCUCGACAGGCAUAAAAACAUCCAGAUGAUUACGAUUAAAACCUGCAAGAAGAGAUUGGAAGGAAUUAAACAGGACACCAAGCCCUCUACGAGAUCCUGAAUUUUUAAAAUUAAUUUAAACAAUUAUUAGCAACCUAGUUCUAGUCAAGGAGAUAUUAAAUCCUGUAAAUAAAAUAAUACCAUUGUCUGGUAUUUUUCAUUAUAAAAUAUUCUAUUUCUGUAAAUAUUGGAGAUAUGUUGUGCCUAAGCGGUACUUUCCGUUCAAGAUAGUUAUUUUCUAUGACUAAUUCCAUUUUCCCGUUAAUGUCCAGGACCGUUGCCUUCUUUUUUCUAGGUUUUGAGAUUCCAGGGAGCACUUAUUUCCGGUGGAAACGGUUGAAAGUGCAAACACCCCUCUUUCUCUUUCGUUCCCGUAACUGUAAAGCUUCCUGGCUUCACUUGGAAGCUCCCUAUUGCCCUUCCACGAAGCGUCCAACGCCUUGGUGAUCCUCCGGGAGGAGGAGAGUCAUCCGAAGAGGAGUGUACGCAAUUAUUGUCAGGAUAAUUACCGUGUGGCCGCACCGUCACAGAUUGCGCCACGAGAUAAUUGGUCACUACGGUCACUCUAGCCCGAGAGAGUCGAGUCGAAAUCGUAAUAUUUUCCAGAAUACUCCCCUUGCGACCUCGAAGAUGCUGAAUUAAACUCUCAAAAUACCGUCACGUAAUAUCUCGUGUUAAUAUUC
This is a messenger RNA of Orussus abietinus, 2099 nucleotides long. Its product is annotated as coiled-coil domain-containing protein 113. The coding region runs from base 176 to 1477 and encodes 433 amino acids. The record is from RefSeq and is a predicted model, not a curated record. The transcript is spliced from 5 exons. Gene Ontology annotation, biological process: cilium assembly. Gene Ontology annotation, cellular component: ciliary basal body; axoneme. Lineage: Eukaryota; Metazoa; Arthropoda; Insecta; Hymenoptera; Orussidae.